UCGCAAGUCCGUUCACCCCUCACCAUGUUGCUUCAAACAAGAUGACGUAGAUGAUGAUAUUGCUUUAAUAUCGCGUCUUUCUUUCAACCACAUCGAGCCAUUAUGUAUUAUUUACCUACGACUUCAAAAAUUGUUUCGCUAAUAUCGCCAUUACAGGGUUUGACGCGACACUGUGCGUCAAUUUUCGUCACUAAGUAAAGUAAAAUGGCCGAGCACAGUGCAAGCGAUGGAUCUGCUGACAGUGACCAAGACUUCGAUCCGUCAGCAGAAAUGUUGGUAGAUGAGUACGACGACGAGAAAACCUUAGACGAAGAGGAGGCUCUGUCGAGCGACAUCAGCGUGGAAAAAGAACUAGACACAUUGCAAAGAGAGGGAGAUAUGCCCCUCGACCAGCUUCUAGCCACGUUUGGCAAUAGGGAUACUGAGGAGGACGACGAGGAAGAGGAUGAUGAUGAUGAUGAGGAUGAUGACGAUGAUGACACAAGCGAAUCCUCAGAGACCCCCUCGCCGCCUCCUCCUCCGAGGAAGGAACAUCCUUCUACCACACACUUGCUGAGAUCGGUCUCUCAUGCAAGCGAAACCUCGGACUCAGAUUCGGACUUGAUGGUGGAGGAGUACUGGAGAAGGAAUGACAAGCUGAGCGACCUCUUGGGGCCUGCCUACUCCAAAGUGCCUCACCAGACUAUACAGGUGGGAUCCGAGUACCAGGCGACCAUUCCCGUGGGGCUCUGUAAAUACGACGACGCUCCAGCAUAUGAAAACGAAGACCGUCUUCUCUGGGACCCGAGCAAACUGUCCGACAGCCAAGUGGAGGAGUACUUGGCCACAGCGCAGGACCCACCCAACAACGCAAUCCUAGGAAUAAACUCGUUGCAGCACGGAAACGAUAUCAGGGACGACGAACAAGCACUCUACCUCCUGUUACAAUGUGGCCACAACGUGGAGGAAGCGCUGAGGAGGAGAAGAAUGAAUCCCUCGGCACCCUCAGAGAUGAGCCUCUGGUCAGAGGAGGAGUGCCGGAGCUUUGAAAGCGGCCUUCGGCUGUACGGCAAGAACUUCCACCUCAUCCAGUUGCACAAGGUAUCGUACGGGGUUGCCCAUCCGCAGAGGGUUUCAGGGCCGCGUGUCCUCCUUCCGCAGGUGCGGACCCGGUCUGUCGGCGAACUGGUCCACUUCUACUACCUGUGGAAGAAGACUGAACGGCAUGACAUCUUCUCCAGCAAAGUGUGGCUGGAGAAAAAGAAGUACAACCUACAUCCCGGCACAACGGAUUACAUGGACAGAUUCUUAGACGAUCAAGACAACGCCCAGCAGUGUGACGAAGUCAAGCGUCCCCGCCUCCUCACCCGCCACGAGAACGGCGUCCCGACAACGUGGUCCCAAGAGGACGGUAAGAUUGCACCGGCCGUGACGUCGCCGGAGACUGUUAACCGUGCCGACGAGUGACCAAUGCUACUGACAUACAAAGGGACCAAAGAGGUCAAGUGCCUUCUUUCAACCUGUACUCGCCUACAGUAUAGUGAUGUUUAGAAAGAUGCCUGCCUAUACAAAUCAAACUGGCAUUUCUCUGUGCAGGUCACCUGUUCACUGUGAAUAAUCAUUAUGUACAAAGGCAUAUUUAUUGGUGGCCCAUCAUUAAAAAUCUUGUACACAUCA
Molecule: messenger RNA, 1656 nt
Organism: Ornithodoros turicata
Lineage: Eukaryota; Metazoa; Arthropoda; Arachnida; Ixodida; Argasidae
Product: mesoderm induction early response protein 1-like
Exons: 11
Coding region: 205-1446 (413 amino acids)
Biological process (GO): negative regulation of transcription by RNA polymerase II
Cellular component (GO): nucleoplasm
Molecular function (GO): histone deacetylase binding; transcription corepressor activity
Source: RefSeq, a predicted model, not a curated record